Messenger RNA from Geodia barretti, 435 nucleotides. The record is from the annotation of a GenBank genome assembly. NCBI's taxonomy places the organism in Eukaryota, Metazoa, Porifera, Demospongiae, Tetractinellida, Geodiidae.
CUGCCGCUGCUGGAGCAGGUGGCCCGCCUGAGCCGCCCGCUGCUGAUCGUGGCCGAGGACAUCGAGGGUGAGGCGCUCGCCACGCUCGUCGUCAACAAGCUGCGCGGCACCCUGCAGGGCGCGGCCGUCAAGGCGCCGGGCUUCGGCGACCGCCGCAAGGCGAUGCUCGAGGACAUCGCGAUCCUGACGAACGGCAAGGCCAUCACGGAGGACCUCGGGCUCAAGCUCGAGAACAUCCGCGUCGAGGACCUCGGCAAGGCCAAGAAGGUGACGAUCGACAAGGACAACACGACGAUCGUCGAGGCGACGGGACCCACGGCGGCCAUCGAGGGCCGCGUCAAGCAGAUUCGCGCGCAGAUCGAGGACACGACCUCCGACUACGACCGCGAGAAGCUGCAGGAGCGGCUCGCGAAGCUGGUGGGCGGCGUGGCGUGA